AAGUUGCUGGCAGGUGGCAUUUGGCGGGUGCACUGCCGGAAGUCGUGAGGUUCGGCGGCCAAAGGAGGAAGAGCGAGAAAGGCUCAUUACAAGUUACUGACUGAGGAACGAGCUUAGGGUCCCGCGUCCCUCGGUCGCAGCUGCCUGGCGGGAAAAAGCCAUCCUCAGAAUUGCAGUUCAGAGGAUCAAGAUGUUGUCCAACUUGAGAAUAUUUGCAGUGACUCAUCAGAAAAUAUCCAGAUUGCACAAUAAUAAUAUGUGUUGCUGUAACAUAAAAACAAAUUUAAAGAGAUUAAAGCUGCAUAUACCUGUUGAAAGAAAUUACAGUUCCGUACCAGUCUUACCAGGAAAUGAUAUCAAAUCCCUUCAUUCUAUCAUCAGUCCUCCUAUGGCUAAAAUCCGUAAUAUUGGAAUUAUGGCCCAUAUCGACGCAGGCAAAACUACCACUACAGAAAGAAUAUUGUAUUAUUCUGGAUACACAAGAUCACUGGGAGAUGUUGAUGAUGGAGACACAGUGACAGAUUUCAUGGCUCAAGAGCGAGAAAGAGGCAUUACUAUUCAAUCUGCUGCUGUCACAUUUGAUUGGAAGGGGUAUAGAGUCAAUCUAAUUGAUACACCAGGUCAUGUGGACUUUACCUUGGAGGUUGAGCGCUGCCUUAGAGUGUUGGAUGGUGCAGUGGCUGUAUUUGAUGCAUCUGCUGGUGUAGAGGCACAAACUCUUACAGUAUGGAGGCAAGCUGAUAAACACAGUAUACCUCGAAUCUGUUUUUUAAACAAGAUGGACAAAACUGGAGUAAGUUUUAACUAUGCAGUAGAGAGCAUCAGAGAGAAGUUGAAGGCAAAGCCUUUGCUUUUACAGUUACCAGUAGGUGAAGGCAAAUCUUUCAAAGGACUGGUGGAUGUAGUAAGUAAAGAAAAACUUCUUUGGAAUCCCAGUUCAGAUGAUGGAAAAAUCUUUGACAGAAAACCUCUCUUGGAAAUUAGUGAUCCUGAAUUACUGAAAGAGACAACUGAAGCAAGAAAUGCCUUAAUUGAACAAGUUGCAGAUUUGGAUGACAAAUUUGCUGACUUAGUUCUAGGAGAAUUUAGUGAAAAUUUUGAUUUGCUUCCAGCUGAAAAGCUACAGACUGCAAUACGCAGAGUAACACUGGCUCAGACAGCAGUGCCUGUGCUUUGUGGAAGUGCCCUGAAAAACAAAGGUAUACAGCCCUUGUUAGAUGCUAUUACUAUGUACUUACCGUCACCUGAAGAGCACAACUAUGAAUUUCUGGAGUGGUAUAAGGGUGACUUAUGUGCACUGGCAUUUAAAGUUCUCCAUGACAAGCAACGUGGACCAUUGGUUUUUAUGCGCGUUUACUCUGGCACAAUAAAACCCCAGUUAGCCAUCCAUAAUAUUAAUGGAAACUGCACGGAGAGAGUAAGUCGUCUGCUUUUGCCAUUUGCUGAUCAACAUGUAGAAAUCUCUUCUCUUACUGCUGGUAAUAUUGCUUUGACUGUUGGACUUAAACACACUGCCACUGGAGACACCAUUGUCUCAUCCAAGUCCUCUGCAUUAGCUGCAGCUCGUCGAGCUGAAAGGGAGGGAGACAAGAAGCGCAGGCAAAAUAAUGAAGCAGAGAGACUUUUAUUGGCUGGAGUAGAGAUUCCAGAACCGGUUUUUUUCUGUACUAUAGAACCUCCUUCAGUGGCCAAGCAGGCAGAUUUGGAUCAUGCAUUGAAGUGCCUUCAACGUGAAGAUCCCAGUUUGAAAGUGAGGCUAGAUCCUGACUCUGGACAAACUAUCCUAUGUGGUAUGGGGGAAUUACAUAUUGAGAUUAUUCAUGAUCGAAUAAAGAGGGAAUAUGGACUGGAGACCUAUCUAGGGCCUCUCCAGGUGGCAUAUAGAGAGACCAUCUUGAACUCAGUUCAUGCUACAGAUACCUUAGAUAGAACUUUAGGAGACAAACGGCAUUUUGUGACUAUAGAACUAGAAGCAAGGCCACUUGAAAUAUCAUCUGUUAUGCCGGUUAUCAAGUAUGCUGAGAAUAUUAGUGAAGACCUUUUGCAGGCCUCACAAGAGGCUCUUGAAAAUGGAAUUCACAGUGCAUGCCUCCAAGGACCAUUGCUUGGAUCCCCAAUUCAGGAUGUGGCAAUUACUUUACAUUCACUAGUAGUUCGUCCUGGUACCUCCACAACUAUGAUCUCUGCCUGUGUCUCAAGAUGUGUACAAAAGACUCUCCCUGGUCUCCAUUCCAUGAAGAUGAUUUUGUGGAGGAAGAACUCCUACCUAAAACAUUACCUGUGGGGUCUGGACUGCUAUAUGCUGCUGGCCAUCAUUGCGCUGAGACUUUCUCUCAAAUUGAAAUUUCACUUUGCAUCUGAUCUGGAAUCCAAGGACUUUCUAAGCCGGCAUUAUAGGGAUAUAUUGUACAACUCCCUGAAGCUGCCAGCAAAGAGGUACAUCAACUGUUCUGGGAUCAUCCAAGGCCAGGCAGCAUUGAUCCAGGCUCACCUGGACAACCUGGAGACCAAGAAGAAGCAGAAGCCUUUCACAGCUGCUGACUACCUCAUCCUAACUAGAGACUGCGAGCACUUUAAGGCCAAAAGGAAGUUUAUACAGUUCCCCUUGAGCAAAGAAGAAUCAGACUUCCCUAUUGCAUAUUCUGUGGUGGUCCAUUAGAAGAUUGAAAACUUUAAAAGGCUGCUGCAAGCUGUAUAUGCCCCACAGAACAUAUACUGCAUCCAUGUGGAUGAGAAGUCUCCAGAAACUUUCAAAAAGACCAUCAAGUCUAUUAUUUCAUGCUUCCCAAAUGUCUUCAUGGCCAGUAAGCCGGUCCGGGUGGUUUAUGCCUCCUGGUCUAUGAUGCAGGCUGACCUCACCUGCAUAGAAGACUUGCUCCAGAGCUCAGAGCCAUGGAAGUAUUUCCUCAAUACAUGUGAGACAGACUUUCCUCUAAAGACCAAUGCCGAGAUGGUUCAGGCCCUCAAGAUGUUGAAUGGGAAGAAUAGUAUGGAGUCAGAGAUUCCUUCCGAAUACAAAAAAAUUGCUGUAUCACUAUUUGAUAACAAUGCACUGUCUAAGACCAGCAAGCAGAAGGACCCUCCCCCUUAUAAUUUACAUAUGUUCACAAGGAAUGCCUGUGUUGUGGCUUCUUGAGACUUCAUCCCAGAGAACCCCAAAUCCCAACAACUGAUAAAAUGGGUAAAAGAUACCUAUAGCCCUGAUGAGCACCUCUGGGCCACCCUUCAGCAUGCACUGUGGAUGCCUGGCUUUGUUCCCUACCAUCCUAAGUGUGACAUCUCAGACAUGGCUGCCAUUGCCAGGCUGGUCAAGUGGCAGGGCCGUGAGGGAAACAUCAUUGAGGGGGCACCUUAUGCACCUUGCACUGGAAUCCACCAGCAGGCUAUUUGUAUUUAUGGGACUGGGGACCUGCAGUGGAUGCUUCAGAACCAUCAUUUGUUGGCCAACAAGUUUGACCCAAGGGUGGAUGAUAAUGCUCUCCAGUGCUUAGAAGAAUAUUUAUAUUAUAAGGCCAUCUAUGGGACUGAACUCUGAGACAUGCUUUGAGAGAAUUGCUUCCUGCAGGACUCGAACUUGUGCACACAUGCCCAGAAUUUGCUGGGACAGUUGUAGGGGUGGGAGACUAGGGCUCUGGAAUCCAUGGCAAUCCCCAGGGUAAGGGGACUGCUAUUGGAGUGUGGGUAAGUAGAUCUGCUGCCUUGCUAAUUACUGCCCUACGUGAAUGCUGACUAAUCUCUUACCCUAUCUCCAAUAGCUCCACUAAUUUUCUCAGAGUAAGAUGGAGAGGGAGAGUAAAGGAGGAAAGUGUAGCAGGAAACCCUGGAUUUCAGGCAAAUGCUUUAAUGUCAGCUUUUCUCUCUGUGGAGAUGACUUUCCUAUUAAGGGGGGAAGGGAGGAAGAGUGCUUCACUAAGGAAGAGCACCCAAAAGAUAGCUUGAUGGAAAGUUGUACUAUCAACUUAAAAAUAAAUAGUUCCUGAUUCAAA
Choloepus didactylus (southern two-toed sloth) is the source of this 3986-nucleotide messenger RNA. It is a transcript of the gene GFM2, whose product is annotated as GTP dependent ribosome recycling factor mitochondrial 2. NCBI's taxonomy places the organism in Eukaryota, Metazoa, Chordata, Mammalia, Pilosa, Megalonychidae. The record is from RefSeq and is a predicted model, not a curated record. Gene Ontology annotation, cellular component: membrane; mitochondrion. Gene Ontology annotation, molecular function: GTP binding; glycosyltransferase activity; GTPase activity. Gene Ontology annotation, biological process: ribosome disassembly; mitochondrial translation.